AUGCGCACUUUUAACCUGAUCAUCUUUGGUCACAUCCAUGCCUAUGACAUGCAUUUUAUGUGCAAACUGUGCCUUAGAGGCCAACUGCUGUGCGCCGGCACUGGACUCGGACACGACGGUCGCGUAGACUCGAAACCCGCGUUCAUUGAGACGCAGCGCCAGGUGGUGGCCGAGGCCUGUGUCACAGCCUAUAAAAGUGUGUACUGUACGGUGUUUGACAGCGAAACAUCCGCUGCAAUGAGUUGUAAUGACUACGCGAUUGCUUGGAUUGAUUUGGGGGUAAAGUAUCGGUCAUUGUUUGCCAGAAAUGAGAGAAUAGUGUUGAAUGGGUUGAGUGGGGGCUCAGAGUUGGGCGCAAUGACAGCAGUGAUGGGUCCGUCCGGUGCGGGACUCACAUCACUGCUGAUGUGUUUCGCAGGUGUAAUGUCAGGGCCACUGAUGACCAGUAGUGGUGAUAGUAGUGGUGAUCGCGAGUCAGCAAUACGUGUGAGUCGUGACCGCAAAAUACGGACCGCUUUUAUCGGCCUCAACGAAAAGGAUUUCCUGAUUAUGGGUUUGACUGCAAAGCAAAACAUGAUUUACGCCUCGAAACUAAAGAACUCAUCAGAAGAGCACUUCUCACACGAGAAGAAUGUGUCGGCGAUUAUGUCUUCACUGAUGAUUGCGGACACAAUCGACACAAAGACCGGUCGAUGCAGUGGUGGAGAACUGAAACGACUGGCCAUUGCUGUCGAGUUGACAGCACUUCACAAACCAAACCUCAUAUUAUGUGACGAACCGACCACUGGUUUGGACAACAAUAUCGCAGAAAUGGUGAUGCAAUCACUGAAGAGUUUGUGUCAAAAGCACAACAUCUCAAUCAUUGCGUCCAUACAUCAGCCCAACACAGAUAUACUGCAAAUGUGUGACAAACUCUAUGUGUUGGCCAAAGGGGGUGAGUGUGUGUAUUGGGGCCCUCCCUCUGCCCUCAGCCCACACUUACACACAUGUGGUAUAGUAUUGAACGAAAAUCAAGUGCCGAUCGAAACGUUGAUUACAAUCGCAUCCAAAGGUCUGAGCGAUCAAAAUGUGCGGCAAUUGAGAGACCAAACGACCCGUCAAUUCAAUCAUGAAUUUAGAGAUAUUAUUGUCGACAAAACGAAACCAAAACUUAUUAAACAUAACAAAUCGCAUCCAAAGGUCUGGACGAUGAAAAUAUGUCUGGAUUUUAGCCAAAAGAUCUUUGAGCGAAAUAUUUCGCUACAAAUGGAAAGGACUGGCAAUCAGUUCACUAAUCAUGAUAUUUACGGCUUUAUUGGGCUAAAUGUCGGUCAAUUUAACGAUUGUGUUGUAAUCGACAGCAGAGAAGAAGCAAAAAAUCAUACCUCAUGUCUGGAUCAGCUCGACUCAGAUAAUAAAGCUUACGAUAAUACUGGUAUAGCAGUGGUUCCACAAUUGGAUGAUAUAAUAGCCUCUAAAGCAUUGAGUAUCGCAUGGAUUGACUUAACACUAAAAGUGGACAAAACAUUAAAUUCAUCGGAAAAAGUCAUUUUACGGACAAUUAAAGGGUUCGUAGAGUUCGGGUCUUUGACGGCACUCAUGGGUCCGUCCGGUGCGGGAAAGACAUCACUAUUGCGGGCAUUGAAUGGCAUGAAUAAGACAUUAAUUACCAAACAAUCGGAGAUUUAUUUGAAUGGGAAAAUGAAAAUCACGGCCUGUUUUAUAGCUCAGGAUCAAAGGGAACACAUUAUGGCCGGAAUGACUACAAGACAGACCAUUAUCUAUGCCUCAAAACUAAAAAAUUGUGACACCAAUAGUAAUGUCGAUCACGAGUCUAUUGCCGACAAAUUGAUGUCUGAGUUGUGUUUAAAUGAUAUUUCAGCCAUAAAUGUGGAGAAUUGCAGUUCUGGUCAACAAAAGCGGAUAGUAAUAGCGAUGGAAAUGACGGCUGAAAUCAAACCAAACCUCAUAUGUGUUGACGAACCGACUUCUGGUGUCGACAGCUAUUCAGCAAUUUUGAUGAUAAAAUGCUUCAAACGUUUGUCCCGUAAACACAAUAUAUCAAUGAUUGCAUCCAUACAUCAGCCAAACCUCGAAAUCCUAAUGUUAUUCGAUAUGUUGUAUAUAUUGGCCAAAGGAGGGGUUGCGGUAUACUCGGGUCCGCCCCGGGGUUUGCGCUCACAUUUAGAUCAAUGCAAUAUUCAAUGCAAUGAAAACCAAAUAUCAAUUGAAGUACUCAUUAAACUGUCGGCCAACGGAUUCAGUGAUGAGAAA
Messenger RNA from Medioppia subpectinata, 2253 nucleotides. The record is from the annotation of a GenBank genome assembly. Lineage: Eukaryota; Metazoa; Arthropoda; Arachnida; Sarcoptiformes; Oppiidae.